Messenger RNA from Malania oleifera, 1228 nucleotides. Its product is annotated as two-on-two hemoglobin-3. Gene Ontology annotation, biological process: oxygen transport. NCBI's taxonomy places the organism in Eukaryota, Viridiplantae, Streptophyta, Magnoliopsida, Santalales, Ximeniaceae. The record is from RefSeq and is a predicted model, not a curated record. The transcript is spliced from 4 exons. Gene Ontology annotation, molecular function: oxygen binding; heme binding; oxygen carrier activity. Bases 208 to 717 code for a protein of 169 amino acids.
UAGUAGAUUCCGUUCCCACUUAUAUAUAAUUUGACGCCAGACCCCGGAUGAAGUCUUUGAGCCUCCGCUCCAACCACGAGCCUUCGCGUCCGCGCCCUUCUAUAAGGCGUCGCCGCCCCUCACACGCCACCACCUCUUUUUCUUCUCUCAUACGCAUACAGGCGCAGACAGGCAGAGAGAGAGAGAGAGAGAGAGAGAGAGAGAGGGAUGCAGUCUCUUCAGCAGAAGGCGUCCGAGUGGAGCGGAGUGGCGCAGGAGGACGCCUUCGCCAUUGACGAAACCAAUCUUUUUAUGAAGCUUGGUCUACAGACAUUCGUGAACCUCUCCACCAAUUUCUAUGACAGGGUUUAUGCUGAUGAGGAGGAGUGGUUUCGUUCAAUUUUUGCAAGUUCAAAGAAGGAAGAUGCGAUUCAGAAUCAAUAUGAGUUUCUCGUGCAGAGAAUGGGAGGGCCUCCCUUAUAUUCUCAGAGGAAAGGCCAUCCUGCAUUGAUUGGACGCCAUCGCCCUUUUCCUGUUACCCAUCAAGCUGCAGAGAGGUGGUUGCAUCACAUGCAACAAGCAGUGGAUGAUGUCAAAGAUAUUGAUGAAGAUUCAAAUGUCAAAAUGAUGAAUUUUUUCAGGCAUACAGCAUUCUUUCUUGUGGCUGGAAAUGAGUUGAAGAAUCAAAAUCACGGAGUCCAAUGUAAGCAUGCUACCAGCAGACAAGCAGCAAUAUAAUAUUCUUAUAAGAACUUCCUAAUUUCAAUUGCAGCCAGAGAACGAUGAGGUAUGUUCCUUCAUCAUCUAUAUAUGGUAUUUAGAUGCUGUAAAAGGAAACCUUGUUGCCCACUUUCUAUCAAAUAAAGAGGCGUAGGCUGGAUAACUCAAUGGAUUAGUUGAGUGCCCCAAAGGCCUCAGAUACCAUCCUAUCCCACUAUUUUAUUUAUUUAUUUAUUUUUAAUAGUGAUUUCUGAGGGUUGGUUUCUUGCUUUGAAUUUCUGUAGUGGCUGCAAGGUAUUGGUUAAGGCAGCAGCAGCAGAGACCCAAUGACUAGGGGCCAUUAACCUCAUUGCUCCUGUUGAGAUGACCAAACAGUUCCUUCUCUCUCUUUUAACUGGAAUUUCCUUCAGUUUACCUGUUUGUGUUGUAGGUUGGAAAUGGGAUAAAUUUAACUCUUUAUUUGAUGAUUUGCAAAGAGUUUUGCAAUAAUAGCUUGAUGGGAUUAACUUCCCCUUACAUCUUUUCGUAA